AUGUCUGAUUACAGUUUACCGGAUAAUUUCUACACCACACUAAGUGAAAAAUACCAACAAGCACAAGAUAAUAAGGAUGUUUUGUUCAACGGAGAUGCCGUAGUGAAUGAGAUUGAGCUGAUUCCAAUCGGGGACAAAAAGGCAAACAUUCAAUUAACGAUGUUGACCUCCUUGAUGCACAGACCAGAAAAGGGUGAUGAGAAAUCAAAUCCUUUUGAAAAACCUGAACCGGAACUCACAAUUCUUGAUAAGUACGGACCGGAUCAUCAGUUUAGACUAGUGUUUAAUAAGUAUCCGGUUGUAUCCAAGCAUUUCUUGUUGGUCACUCGAGAAUUCAAACACCAGAACACACCGCUCUCUGAAGCGGAACUUUUUGCGUCGUAUAGUGUUUUGCGUGAGCUAGCUAAGCAGAGUCCAACUGAAGAAGACUGGUUUGCCUUUUACAAUUGUGGUCCCGAGAGUGGCGCAUCACAACCGCACAAGCACGUACAAUUCAUGGUAACACCUUCAAGAGGCAAGUUCAAAUCCUAUGCUGAUCUAAUCUCAUAUAAUCAUUCUGUUCCUGCAGAUUCUCAAAAGCCAUUGCAAGAUAAAAAUAUUCCUUUCGCUCAUUACUUGAUUCGUUUGAAUGAGAAGGACGUUGACGAAGAGGCUUUAGCAACUGCAUUCGUUUCACUUUUCCAGCACUCGAUGAAUGUACUCAAAGAGAACAACCAGAACCACGUCUCCUUCAACUUCAUCAUGACUUCGAAUUACAUGCUCAUGGUUCCGCGAUCUUGUGCAAAAUUUGAGGACAAAUUGGGGAUUAAUGCUUGCGGAGUAUACGGUCUUAUAUUAUGCAAAAACCAAGAACUAUUUGACAUGGUCAAAGAAAUCGGUCCAUUAGAGGUUUUGCAAAAGGUGUGUUUACCAAAUGCCUCUGACCUUCACGUAGACGAGUAUAGCUACUAA
Lodderomyces parapsilosis is the source of this 951-nucleotide messenger RNA. It is a transcript of the gene APA2, whose product is annotated as bifunctional AP-4-A phosphorylase/ADP sulfurylase. Gene Ontology annotation, biological process: nucleotide metabolic process. Gene Ontology annotation, molecular function: ATP binding; ATP:ADP adenylyltransferase activity. Lineage: Eukaryota; Fungi; Ascomycota; Pichiomycetes; Serinales; Debaryomycetaceae. The coding region runs from base 1 to 951 and encodes 316 amino acids. The transcript has a single exon. The record is from RefSeq and is a predicted model, not a curated record.